AUGAAAAUAUUAGAAGAUAAACUCGAUAAAUUUGAUCAAAAUAUAUUGGAGACUACAACCAAGUCCUUUUUGGCAAGUGAGUUGUCUAAUAUAACAGUGUCAUUUGCCACUCUAAAUGACACUGUUGAUGGCCUGCGCUCCGACAAUCUAACAUCAGAGCAUCUAACUUUAAAAAACAAGCACUUGUUUCGAGAAUGUCGUAACAGAGCCAAAUCACACGAUUACAAGUUUGUAUGGGUCAAACGUGGUGUUAUCCUUACACGCAAGACCGAAAAUUCUCCAGUGCUGGCUAUACGCUUGGAACAAGACCUCAAUAAGAUUAAGUAA
This is a messenger RNA of Parnassius apollo (apollo), 327 nucleotides long. Lineage: Eukaryota; Metazoa; Arthropoda; Insecta; Lepidoptera; Papilionidae. The record is from the annotation of a GenBank genome assembly.